Molecule: messenger RNA, 297 nt
Organism: Letharia columbiana
Lineage: Eukaryota; Fungi; Ascomycota; Lecanoromycetes; Lecanorales; Parmeliaceae
Exons: 1
Coding region: 1-297 (98 amino acids)
Source: RefSeq, a predicted model, not a curated record
AUGGAGAACACUGCGGAGAACAUUACGGAGACAGUCAUCAGCAGCAGUGACACAACAGGCCUACUCUCCACGGUCUCACACCAAUCCACUCAGCCAGUGCAAGAGAAGUCAAUACAGCAGGCGAAUGCGGAGAACACUACGGAGAAACCAAGCGGCAACAAGGCCUCCAGCACCAAGAACACGGCUCAGCUCUCCAAGAUCCCACGUCAUAUACUCUCCACGGUUCCACAUCAAAUCAUCACUCAGCAAGCGCGGAGAACACCACUGCAACUAAGCCUAUCAUCCCCACUACAUUAA